AGACGGGAACCGGUCCUUACGGAUGCCAGCCAAUGAAACAGAACUAUUCUGUUCCGCUCUCUGAUUGGACGAUUUUCAUAAAACGACGGGAGAAGCAUCCUAUCCAAUUACAGGACUCGAAACACGCUCUUGCGGGACUGGUGCGGCGGUGAAUUUGAACUGGGGGGCGGACGUGGGAGGUCCUUUUCUGUCUCUUUCGGAGUGAUUGGAAGCACCCAAUGCCUGUUCUCAGGCGGGGGUGCACAGAGCGGAUCAAGAAGACAUACGAGAUGGGGGGAGCAAGAAGAUGAAGGUGGGGGAGUGAGAGAGGAAACGGGCGCUGCCCCCAUGAACCCCCGAGGAAGAGGAAAAGACGGCGACAGCAGCAUCAACAUGGACCGGCGCUUCAGGCACAGCAGCCUCCGCUUCGCCUCUGCCAUGAGCAGCAUUGUAGAAAAGUACAACUUUCCCUUUGAUGAUGAUGAUAUGGUCUCCAUCAAAUCAUUGACUUAUGAUACACCUGAAGGACCAAAAGUUUGGGGAGAAGAGCCAAGUGCUGAAAUCAUAGAUAGACCUUAUCAGAAUAAUGUACAAUGUCAGGAAAACAAAGAAAUGGAGAGGCAGAAGACCUCUGACUUUGACAGUGAAGACUAUGAAGAUUAUCAGUCAUCUGAGGAAGAACAGUUCAUGAACUCGUGUGGAGAGAGUCAACUUGAUACAGAUCACAGAAGCAAUGCUGAGUUGAUCUCUAUUAAAAGACAUUUGGAAAAUAUACAUAUCAAGGAACAUAUUCCUCUUGUAUGCUGUUCUGGAACACUUGCAAAGAAAAAAUACAAAGUUGAAAUGGAUGUGCUGUUGGAGGAUGGUGCGAACCUAGUUCCAAAACUGAUUACGGUUACAAGACCAAAAGCAAAUAAUGUUUAUCAGUUUCCUUUGCAAGAGCUGGAAGAUGAAUCCUUAAUUGGUCACCGUGAUAUGUUCCUGAAGAAACAAGCACAAUCUACAAAUGGAAAUCCUGCAUCACUAUCUCCACAGCUGUCUAACUCAGCUGCUCCAGGUUCUACCAAUGAGGCAACUGUGUCUGAAAACCAUUCCGUUGGGGGUGAUAAUGAAACUGUUUACAGUAGCUUUUUGGAAAUGUAUGAAUCUGCAGAUGAGCAUUGUUCUUGGAAUAAUGUCACAAUAGCAGACUUGUAUCCAGGAAUGGUGAAGGCACUAAGCAGACUGUUGCAUAAAGUAUCCCGCAAAACUUCUUCCAAUUCAUUAAAUAAACGGUAUAGAUAUGGACACUGCCACCCCAAGAAAACAAAGCUUAAUACCAGUACAGACAGAGUAAAGAAGUCCAUACCAUUGAAACUGAAGUCUAACUUGAUGAUGACAGAAGAUGAUUUGAAAAGAGAUAAAUUGUCCAUGGGAAAUAAUAGACGAACUAGUCCUUUUUAUGAUGGCAAGCAUCAAAUGCAGUGUUCAGUGAACAACAUAUCUAGAGCAGUAUCUUCCAUACACUGUAAUGCAGAUAGAAUGGAAAUGGACUCUGGCAUCUUAGAUGAUCACUCAUACACUGAGAGAGUCAGACUAAAUGACACGGAAACUACCAUUUUUUCUAGAGCUCUUUCUACAGAAGAAACAUUUCUGGACGGAAGUCCAUCUUGCAUACCUUCGUCUUCAGACUUUGGAAGAAAGGGUCAAACAUUUGAACAGUACUCUCCUACAAUUUGCACUGUAGAUACAGGAGCAACAUUUAAUCUAGCAGCAGAUGAUAAAACUGGGGAGAUGAGCACUAUGACAUUCAAGGCCACAUCAUGCUUAAGCUUGUCUUUGAAUGGUGGCACAAGCUCUUAUUUGCACAGUAAUACAUCUUCUCCAGUAAAAAUGUCAAACAUGUUACUUGGAAAUCAUGAAAUUAAAAGGUUCAAUAAAGCCAUUUCACUACAGCGGAGUCACUCAUUUUCAUCACUUCCUGUUAAUUGCGGUUCCAUCAAAACUCACCAGACAUGUGAAGAUGCAUUUGAAAAAAUGUAUAAGGAGCUGUGUUGUCCAAAGUUGCAAAAACCAUAUAAGUUUUCAACCAUAUGUACAAGUCCUAGGAAGUCUUCAGAAUUGUGCAAGUCUGGUUUUAAUAGUCUUUCUUCAAACUUUCAUCAAAAUAUGAUUGAGAAUAUAUAUCAGAAAUUAUGUUCUGAAGGGUUGCCAAAGAUUCCUACAUUUCUGAGAGCUGCAAGCUUAAAAAAAUAUGAAGGAAUACAGAUGUCUGACACAGUAAAUGCCCUAGUUAAUUCUCCUAUUAGAACUCUACCUGCAGUUGCCAGAAUUAAAAGAGCAGCAAAUUUCUGUAAUGAAGAUUCUCAAUCUUCACCAUUUAAAAGAUUAAAAAAUAUAUCUGAGAACUCUUAUAGAAUAAGUCAGAAGCUGCCGCCUUGGAAAAACGAUCUGCGGAAAACAGACAUGACUUUCACAUUGCAUACUCCAACUGCAAACAAUUGGACCUCAAACAUGGAUUCUAGAUUUUGUGUUUCUUCAAAUCACAGCUAUCUGGCUGUUCCAAGCACUUGUAUAAAAGAAUCCAGGAUUACAGAUGCAGAUGUAAGCAUUCCUAAGUUUGUGCAAAAUAAUGAUUCUCCAAGAAAAUCACAAAACUGGACAUCAGGGGUUUCCAGGAAGCUUAGCUAUCACAAUGAGCCAAUCACAAGUGAAAAUGCUUAUGUGGAAGAACUCCUAUGUAAAGAUUAUGAAAGUUCAUUUCUGGAAGGCUGCAGAGAGGAAAUUCAUGAUUUUUAAGGGGAAAGCUAUUUGAUUUGAUCCAAAAAUGCCCUUUCAUUCAUGAAAGGAACUUGGAUCUAGUGAAGGGAAGGCAAUUCCCCUUUCCCUGUACAGUCCACUAGUGCCACCACCUACAUGAUUCCAGAUAUUCCCCCAACCCUCUGAAGCAACUUCAGAAGGUUGCAGGAAGCUCCAGAGGGAAGGGGAGCCAAGAGCACUCUAUUCUGUGAGUGAUACUCUUCUCAUGUGACUCUGAAUCAAACCCAUUGUAGUUAUGCAUUGCCAUAUGAGAACUACAUAUCCUUCAAGGAAUUGAAGAAGGACUCUGUCUCUAGAAUCUCGUUAAUCCUGAAUUUAGCAUCUAGGGAUCAAACUUCUUGAAGGCUUAUCAUACUUAUAGGAGCAAAUGUUCUUUUUGCGGUGAUCAAGCUUGUUUUCUCUGUGUGUGCAUGUAUAAUUUCCUCUAUUUCUAAUGUAUUUUGCUUGACUAAUCAAGAUCUGCUCUUAAUGCAUAAAUAAUGUUUUAACAGGCUAUUUAAUGCAUUUAAAGUACUAUUCAGAGAGCUUCUGCUUUAAGGAAGAGCAGAGCAUUAUUCCACUGUUAAAAAUACUAAAUUUGGGAAGAUCUAUAUUGUAAUACAGUGUUUCAAAUUUGGUUUUAAUGUUUUAAAUGUGUAUAUCUAGUGCUUCUGUAUCUUAUAUGCUUAAUAAAUCUUUAUAUAUGGC
This is a messenger RNA of Rhineura floridana, 3465 nucleotides long. RefSeq names its product Holliday junction recognition protein (gene HJURP). NCBI's taxonomy places the organism in Eukaryota, Metazoa, Chordata, Lepidosauria, Squamata, Rhineuridae. Bases 328 to 2757 code for a protein of 809 amino acids. The transcript has 13 exons. Gene Ontology annotation, molecular function: histone binding. Gene Ontology annotation, biological process: CENP-A containing chromatin assembly. Gene Ontology annotation, cellular component: chromosome, centromeric region. The record is from RefSeq and is a predicted model, not a curated record.